Molecule: messenger RNA, 1437 nt
Organism: Nerophis lumbriciformis (worm pipefish)
Lineage: Eukaryota; Metazoa; Chordata; Actinopteri; Syngnathiformes; Syngnathidae
Source: RefSeq, a predicted model, not a curated record
AUGGAAGAGCAAGAGAGAGAGAUUUCCUACACGGAGCCCUCGGUUUCGGGCAGCGCGGUUAUGUUGGUGGUGAAUCCGAGUCGAGUGCGCCCCCCGCUGGGUGUGGUACUCGCCACGGUGCUGUACUGCGCGGAGCUGCUCAACGCCGCCGUGCUGUGCAGCAACUACCGCCGCACGGACGACGAGCACUGGCUGGGCUUCACCAUCGCCUUCAUGCUCCUGCCGGCCGUGCUCAUCCAGUUCACCCUCAUCUUCAUCCAUAGGGACGUGGACCGAGACCGGCCGCUGGUCCUUCUGCUGCACUUGCUUCUCCUGGGACCCGUCAUCAGGUGUUUUGACGCCCUGGUGGUUUACUUCCGAGCUGGCAGGAAGGAGGAGCCUUAUGUGACCAUCACCAGGAAGAUCUACUUGAAGAGGGGCGAGCAGACGCGCACCGAAUGCGAAGUCAGCCGCUCGGAGCGCAUCCUGGCCACGCACAGGAACGCCUUCAAGCGCACCAGUGUCAUCCAGGCCUUCCUGGGCUCCACGCCGCAGCUUACGCUCCAGCUCUACGCCACCAUCCAGGAAAAGUACAUCCUCCCCGUACGAUUGACUCUGAUGAUCAUCACACAAAUCUCCGUCAUAUACGGGGCCCUGGUAUGCAGCGUGCUAGCCAUCGAGAUCCGCUACGACGACUACAAAGUGCGCUUCCGGGUACCCGCUUACCUGUGCAUGAUCCUGUGGCGAGGGCUGGAGAUCUCCACGCGCAUCACCGCUCUGGUCCUCAUGAGCACGGCGCUCACCCACUGGGUUAUCCUGGUGGGCAUGGCCAACCUUCUCUUCUUCUUCUUCUUGCCCUGGGCUGAAUUCUGGGCCAAGAAGGGCUCCUUGGCCCAGGACGUGGAGAAGAACUUCUCCAAAUUGGGCACGGUGGUGGUGCUGUGCCUCUUCACGCUGCUCUACGCAUGCAUCAACGUUUUCUGCUGGUCGGCCGUGCAGCUGGACCUCGGCCACGCCGAGCUCAUCGACCGCAAGCAACGCUGGGACCGGCUGGCCAUGUACUACGGCGCGCGUUUCGCCGAGAACCUUCUGCUCAUCACGCUGUGGUACUUCUUCAAGUCGGACUUCUACGAGUACGUCUGCGCGCCGCUGCUGGCCGUCCAGCUGGUCAUCUGCUACAGCCUGGCCGUGCUCUUCAUGCUGAUCUUCUAUCAGUUCUUCCACCCGUGCCGAAGCCUCUUUCAUUACAACAUCCAUGACUGCUUGAGGUGCGUCUGCUGCCGGCCAGUGGCGGGACAGAACACCGGGCGGGCCGGGAAAAUGGCUCCUUCCUACUCCACCGCCGCCACCAUGGUGCUGAUGCCCGACGAACCCCUCGGACUGCUGUCGGAAGACCCGGACGGCAACGCGGAUCAGCAGGAGACGGCGAUCCUGGACGAUAUUACGGAAUAUCCCUGA